Pieris rapae (cabbage white) is the source of this 931-nucleotide messenger RNA. RefSeq lists its product as uncharacterized. The transcript has a single exon. The record is from RefSeq and is a predicted model, not a curated record. Lineage: Eukaryota; Metazoa; Arthropoda; Insecta; Lepidoptera; Pieridae. Bases 145 to 882 code for a protein of 245 amino acids.
UCCAGUAGCACGUAUUUAUAUUGCUCUGUAUUUAUUUUUUAAUUUAAGUGUUUAUUUGAAGUUUCUGAUGUGCAUUUGAGUGCCUGAUAUCCUCUGGCUCUUUUUUUUUUCCUUAAGUGCUAGUUUUCACUUUUAUUUGACACCAUGGAAGCAGUUCAGAAGACCAUUGAAGAUCUUGCGGUCGUCCUCAAAUCCGGUAUGGCGGAAUUCCGUAAGGAUCUGCAGGAUGCUACUGCUCUUUCCUCUUCGGCCAACCCUACUUCACGACUAGUUGUGGAGUUUGACAGUUUUCGUAGCUUUAUGUUGUCUUCUCUACAGAAUCUCCAGUCUCAGGUCGAACUUUUGUCUAAGUGUCAUGACCAAGAAGAGAUGCGAAGCCGCAGGAAGAUGCUGUUGGUUCAUGGGGUUGCUGAGGAUAACAAGGAGGAUACUACUGCUACAUUCUCCAAAGUUAUCACCGAACACCUUGGUGUCACUGUUGAGGAUGUUAAAAUUAGUCGCUGCCAUCGUUUGGGUCAGGUUAAGAAAGGUACCCCUAGGCCUAUAUUGGUGAAGUUCCGGGAUGUUCACUUGAGAGAUAGCAUAUGGUACAGUAAAACUAAACUGAAGGGUUCGGGUAUUACUAUAUCUGAAUUCCUAAAUAAAGUCAGGCAUGAUACCUUUAUGGAGGCAAGAAGGCUAUUUGGUGUCUCUAAGUGCUGGACUAGAAACGGCACCAUUCAUAUUUUAACUCCUGAUGGCACCCGGCACCGUGUGAAUUCUUUGGCUGAACUAAAAAUUAUCCCUCUUCCCUCUUCUGCAACUACUGUACAAACCAGCAAUAUGACUGUCCCUAGGGACAACAAACGUCCCAAAAGGUUGAUCAAACGGCCAAUAGUUUAAGUUCUCAUUUCUAAUCCCUUUUAUGUAAUUUAUGUUUUCUCUGAUGCUU